Molecule: messenger RNA, 1321 nt
Organism: Boleophthalmus pectinirostris (great blue-spotted mudskipper)
Lineage: Eukaryota; Metazoa; Chordata; Actinopteri; Gobiiformes; Gobiidae
Exons: 5
Coding region: 637-1275 (212 amino acids)
Biological process (GO): phagosome-lysosome fusion; endosome to lysosome transport
Cellular component (GO): late endosome; phagocytic vesicle; lysosome
Molecular function (GO): GTPase activity; GTP binding
Source: RefSeq, a predicted model, not a curated record
AUCAGUCAGGGGAACAGCUGAGAAAGAAUAUAUGAUUUGUGUGAAAAAAUAAAAUUAAAAUAAAAUAAAUCAUAUUCUAAACGGUUUAAAAACGUUUUAAAUGUAAAAACUGUGCACCUCCAACAUUGAGUGGCUCAUUUUACCCGAUGGUCCAAUUUACCUGACUUAACCUCACCCUGGUCCUACUUUAUCAUCCGUCUGAAGGCGUUCAUGUCUGUAGCCCACUGCCCUCUAGCGGCCAAACCGUAGGAUACAUGCUUCUGGACUUAAGACGGCGGCUGUAGUAUAACGCUUUCAAAAUAGUGAUCAUUUCACUCCACUCGCUUUCUCUUGCUCUCUUUUAUGUCCAUUGUAUUAUUCUCGAGUCGAAAUCCAUUUAAAGAAAAAUUAAAAUUAAAAUUCAAAGAAAUAUCCUACUUUACUUUUAAUUUUAUUUUUACUUGCAUUUUAGAUUGCAGAAUUAUAUAAUUACAUUUAAUAUAGGCUAUUAUUGGAGCUAUUAUUAUUAUUAUUAUUGAAAACUAGUGGAAGAUACACCUACAGUCAAUGGGCUAAACACACAGGAUUAUUUCACUUAAAGUUUACUCAAGAUGUGAACGCGGACAGCCUCCUGGCGAAACCAGUGAAGAGACCGAGAUGGCUGCGAGCCUGACCCAUGGCCUGACCGAGGAAAACGAAGCAGUCAUUAUCAAACUAAUCAUGAUAGGGAACUCUGGGGUGGGAAAGUCUUCCUUCAUGAACAGAUAUGUCAGCCACCGCUUCACUAAUCUGUACCGGGCCACUAUUGGGAUGGAUUUUCUGUCCAAAAAUGAAACUAUAGACGGAGUCAGUGUGACUCUGCAGAUCUGGGAUACAGCGGGCACAGAGAGGUUUCAAUCCCUGGGCUCUCCUCUGUAUCGCGGGGCUCAUUGCUGCAUUCUGGUGUUUGAUGUCACCUCCCAAAUCAGUUUCUCUUCUCUGGAACAAUGGAGAAAAGAAUUUUUAAUCCUGGGAGAACCAGAGAACCCUGAAACCUUCCCAUUUAUUGUACUGGGCAACAAGACGGACCUGCUAGAACGUGAGGUGUCCCCGACAAAAGCACAACAGUGGUGUGCGCUCUUUGGAGCAGAGUACUGUGAAGGAAGUGCUCGAGAUGAUAUUGAUGUGGAAAAAACAUUUCUGAGAGCAGCACGGAUGGGGCUACAGCAGUACAAAAAACACACAUUGGAAAAUACAGGACAUUUCCAGAUAACCUGCAAACAGCCAAGAGAAACUGGCAACAACUGUCAGUGCUGAAGACUCACCCAUCCAAACAUGGGCUCAGAUCUCCACACCUUUAAAG